AUGGAGGAUAUGGUACCGGAGGAUAAGCUCCGCGCCUGCGCCAAUUGCGCGCGGGCGAAGACCAAGUGCAUCCGGCCGGACAAUGACACUGGCACCUGUCAAAGGCUCGUACUGGAGCAGAAGUUGGAUAAUAUAAUGGCACUUCUCACCCGAGAUGGAGAGAAGCCACCUGGCAAAGAUCGGGUUACCGAGCGUGUUCCAUUUCCCAGCCAGGCCCCUGCUUCAGUAACACACCCUCCAACCCCAGAUCACCCGCAGGCUCAGACAUUAUAUCGGACACUUUCGACCAGCUCUUCACCUCGCCCGAUCUGUAUUUUUCCCGGGUUUGAGAUUUCCCUCUCCGACGCGGACCAAAUUCUUCAAGAAUACAGAACCACCAUGCUUCCCGAAUUUCCUUUUGUUCCAGUGUCACCAGGGAGCUUUUCUGACAUGGCCAACGAGAGGCCUUUCCUUGCGAAGGUAAUUAUCUAUGUCUGUAGGCCGCCACCUGGGUCCUUGGUGGAGUUCGAAAACUGGUUCCGCCAACACGUUUCUCAUGAGGCUGUCGUUCUUGUGAACAAAAGCUUGGAGCUUGUCCAGGCGAUUCUGGUCUUUCUAGCUUGGUAUGAUGCAACAAUCUUUCUCUCGCUUGUUUAG
This is a messenger RNA of Penicillium coprophilum, 636 nucleotides long. RefSeq lists its product as uncharacterized. The coding region runs from base 1 to 636 and encodes 211 amino acids. The record is from RefSeq and is a predicted model, not a curated record. Gene Ontology annotation, biological process: regulation of DNA-templated transcription. Gene Ontology annotation, molecular function: DNA-binding transcription factor activity, RNA polymerase II-specific; transcription cis-regulatory region binding. The transcript is spliced from 2 exons. Gene Ontology annotation, cellular component: nucleus. Lineage: Eukaryota; Fungi; Ascomycota; Eurotiomycetes; Eurotiales; Aspergillaceae.